AUGGAAGGGGGGUGGCCUUUGGAGGGGGGAGUCCUCCUCUGCCUCAUUGUCAGCCUUCUGCUUCCAGGAAGAGGCGAAGCUUUCACCAUCAACUGCUCUGGCUUUGACCAGUACGGGGUGGAUCCUGCUGCCUUCCAAGCAGUGUUUGACAGAAAGGCCUUCCGUCCAGUCAUCAACAACAGCAUCCCCACUCAUGUCAACAUCUCCUUCACCCUGUCUGCUAUCCUGGAAGUGAAUGCACAGCUUCAGCUUCUGACAUCAUUCCUGUGGAUGAAUUUGAUGUGGGACAAUCCUUUAAUCAGUUGGAACCCAGAAGAGUGCAUCAGCCUCAAAAGACUCACUGUCUCGGCUGAAAACCUGUGGAUCCCAGACAUCUUCAUCUUGGAAUCCAUGGAUGUGGAUCGAGCACCACCAGGUCUCACUGCCUUUGUCAACAGUGAAGGUCGAAUGAAGUACGACAGGCCAGUGCGGGUGACCAGCAUCUGUAACCUGGACAUCUUCUACUUUCCUUUCGACCAACAGAACUGCACGCUCACCUUCAGUUCCUUCCUCUACACAGUGGACAGCAUGCUUCUGGGCAUGGACAAGGAGGUGUGGGAGAUAACAGAUACAUCUCGUAACCUCAUCCAGACCCAGGGAGAGUGGGAGCUCCUGGGCAUCAACAAGGCCACCCCAAAGAUGUUGGUCGGCAGCAACCUAUAUGACCAGAUCACGUUCUAUGUGGCCAUCAGGCGCAGGCCCAGACUCUACGUCAUAAACCUCCUGGUGCCCAGCGGCUUUCUGGUUGUUAUCGACGCCCUCAGCUUCUAUCUGCCGGCAGAAAGCGAGACUCGUGCCCCAUUCAAGAUGACACUUCUGCUGGGCUACAACGUCUUCCUGCUCAUGAUGAAUGACUUACUCCCAGCCAGUGGCACCCCCCUCAUCAGUGUGUACUUUGCCCUGUGUCUGUCCCUGAUGGUGGUCAGCCUCCUGGAGACCAUCUUCAUCACCUACCUGCUGCAUCUGGCCACCACCCAGCCCCCACCCAUGCCUCGGUGGCUCCACUCUCUGCUUCUCUACUGGGCCAGCCCAAGGACAUGCUGCCCCACUGUGCCCCAGAAGGGAAAUAAGGGCCUGGGCCCCACCACCACCCACCUGCCUGGCGUGAAGGAGCCCGUGGAGUUGGUGGGGAAGGUGGCAGGUCCCAGAGAGGCAGAGUUAACUGGGAGCCCUGAGUCAAGGGCCCAGGAGGAACAAGAGGCUCAGAGGCAGCCCUUGGUCGACCUGUGGAUGCAGUUCAGCCACAUGAUGGACACCCUGCUCUUCCGCCUCUACCUGCUCUUCAUGGCCACCUCCGUGGUCACGGUCAUCAUCCUCUGGAACACCUAG
Messenger RNA from Enhydra lutris kenyoni (northern sea otter), 1368 nucleotides. RefSeq names its product 5-hydroxytryptamine receptor 3C-like. Gene Ontology annotation, cellular component: neuron projection; membrane; synapse. The transcript has 9 exons. The record is from RefSeq and is a predicted model, not a curated record. Gene Ontology annotation, biological process: chemical synaptic transmission; regulation of membrane potential; signal transduction. Gene Ontology annotation, molecular function: neurotransmitter receptor activity; extracellular ligand-gated monoatomic ion channel activity; transmembrane signaling receptor activity. Lineage: Eukaryota; Metazoa; Chordata; Mammalia; Carnivora; Mustelidae. The coding region runs from base 1 to 1368 and encodes 455 amino acids.